Argentina anserina (silverweed cinquefoil) is the source of this 2305-nucleotide messenger RNA. RefSeq lists its product as uncharacterized. Gene Ontology annotation, biological process: regulation of starch metabolic process; starch metabolic process. The transcript has 4 exons. Bases 68 to 2086 code for a protein of 672 amino acids. Lineage: Eukaryota; Viridiplantae; Streptophyta; Magnoliopsida; Rosales; Rosaceae. Gene Ontology annotation, molecular function: starch binding. The record is from RefSeq and is a predicted model, not a curated record. Gene Ontology annotation, cellular component: chloroplast stroma; starch grain.
AUCACUCACACGGUUCCUUCUUCUUCUCCACACUUCACUCUCCCACUGAUCAAACUCCCCCCCCAAAAUGGCGUCGUCUCAUCUCGGCGCAUGUACUCCACGCGCCUCCCUCUUCUCCCCACACCGCUACAGAUACCGACGCCCGAUCGUUCUCGAACCGACGGCCGCGGCGCUGUUCGGGAGAGUCUGCAACAGAGGAGCGAGCGUGACGGUUAGGGCGGCAGUGAAGGAUGGCGGAGGCGGUGACUCGUCGUAUCUCGGAAUGUGGAAGAAGGCGGUGGAGGGCGAGAAGAAGGCCGUGGAGUUCCAGAAGAUAGUGGAGAAUUCGGCUCCGGCGGAGGACGGCGGCGGCGAGGUGAUUGUGGAGAAUUUGGAGGUGAAGAGUCAGGAGUUUGAGAAGAUUCUGGAGGUUUCGAAGGAGAAGAGAGAUCGGAUUCAGCGAAUGCAGGUCGUUGAUAGGGCCGCGGCGGCGAUCGCGGCGGCUCGCGCGCUUUUGAAGGAGAGAGGUUUGAAAAAGGAGGAGUCCGGUUCGGGUGGAGUGAGUACUGAACCGGAUUUAGGUGGAUCGAGGACUGAGCCGCCCCUGCUUGGCGAGGCUCCUGAAGAAGAAGAAGAAGAGGAAGAAGAAGGAUUGGAGGAUGGGAGUGUGAUUGUGCCUCAGUCAGAAGGCAGUUCAGGAGCUGCGACUCCAGGUCCGGACUUUUGGUCGUGGACACCACCGAGUAGUGAUGGUGUAAUUGACUUGCAGGCAGCGAAAAAGCCUUCAGCAAAUCCAAACAUGAGUUUACCGGUGAAGGAGAAAGAGCGAUCCUUGGAUGUUUUGUCAAUUCCGCUUCAAAGUAAUAUUUUUGAGAACCCUCAUCUCCCCCCUAUGCAGUCGCUGAAGGAGGUUGAGAAAGUGGAUGUCGCCGAGUCUACUUCCACAAAGGAGGAUCAUGAACUCGGACAUGAGUUCUCAGUACAUGCCGCAGAAGCUGCUCGUGCUCUUAAUAAGGCGGAUGAGGAAUCAUUAUCUGGUGUGUAUACAGAUGGAACUAGGUGGUGGAAGGAAUCUGGAAUUGAGCAAAGGGCGGAUGGUGUGACGUGCAGGUGGACAGUGAUCAGAGGUGUAAGCGCCGACCAAGUUACCGAGUGGCAAGACAAGUACUGGGAAGCUGCAGAUGAGUUAGGCCACAAGGAGCUUGGUUCAGAGAAAUUGGGACGUGAUGCACACGGAAAUGUCUGGCGUGAACAUUGGAAGGAAGCUAUGUGGCAGGAUUGUGGACUUGUGCAUAUGGAGAAAUCUGCAGACAAGUGGGGUAAGAAUGGUAGAGGCAAUGAAUGGCAAGAGAAAUGGUGGGAGCAUUAUGAUGCUUCAGACAAAGCAGAGAAGUGGGCCCAUAAAUGGUGUACAAUUGAUCCAAACACAGAGGUUGAUGCUGGUCAUGCUCAUAUUUGGCAUGAAAGGUGGGGUGAAAAGUAUGAUGGCCAUGGUGGGAGUGACAAAUACACUGAUAAAUGGGCAGAAUGCUGUGAGGGAGAUGGUUGGUCAAAAUGGGGCGACAAAUGGGAUGAACAUUUUGAUUCAAAUGGCCAUGGUGUGAAGCAGGGUGAAACAUGGUGGGAAGGCAAGUACGGAGAGAGGUGGAACAAAACAUGGGGUGAGGGUCACAAUGGUUCAGGGUGGAUUCACAAGUAUGGGAGGAGCAACAGUGGUGAUCACUGGGAUACACAUGAGCAGGAAGACACUUGGUAUGAGAGAUUCCCUCACUUCGGUUUCUAUCACUGCCUCGAAAACUCAGUUCAGCUCAGGGAAGUUCGAACGCCAUCAGAGUUUCUAGCUUCAGAGACUUCAUCAGACAUGCUUUCAGAUACUUCAUCGGAGCUGCCUCCAGAGACUACCGCGGAGACGUCUAUAGAGAUUUUAUCAGAGAUAUCUCCAGAAACUUCAUCAGAGAUCCCUAUAGAGACUUCAGCUGAGAUGCCUUCAGAGACUUCAGACAUUUCUUCAGAAAGUGCAUUGGACGUGUCAUCAGACACUCUAUCCAAGUUGCCUUCAGAGCUUCUAUUGAAAAGAGAAUCAGAGUUGGCCUCAGAGAUGUCAUGAACCAUGACCUGACCAACCUGCAAAGGCAAUCUAUAUAAAAAGUCAUAGUUUGAUCUCCUUAUCUGAAUAAUGAGAGUGCAGUAAAUAGGACAAGUAGUAUUUUACUCUAGGCUUUUGUAUUUGCGGGUUUCUGUUUGGUCCUUAUGUACCAUAAACCUUUGAACAAAAUUUCUCUGCUCUUCAUGUUUGACCAUCCAAUAAAACAUCGAGGUUUUCCAA